Molecule: messenger RNA, 1247 nt
Organism: Prorocentrum cordatum
Lineage: Eukaryota; Dinophyceae; Prorocentrales; Prorocentraceae
Source: the annotation of a GenBank genome assembly
CUCAAGCCUAAAGUACUGUCAGGAUUUUCCCUUUCGCUCUUCCCCCCUUUCUCUCUCUGCUUCUCUUUUCUCCUCAUCCGCCUCGCUCCGCCUCCACAGGCCACGGCCUCAACCACCUGGUCUGAGCUAGACCCGGUCGCUUGUCCGAGGUGGUGGUCGUUCGUUCGUUAGUUCGGUCGUGCGUUCCUCUUCCUCCUCCGACCCAGCUCAGGGCGGAGUGGCGGUGACGAAGCCGGAGGCAAGGCCCUUCAAGUUUAUCGUAGACACGCGGACCGAGGAGGUCCUGCUGGUGCCCAAAGUAUACUACGAGCCGCUGGUGAUGUCCCUCCUGCCGGACAACAGCUACGGGGCGCUCUGCAAGAUGCAGAAGGACGAGGCUCGGACAGUUGACUGUAACUGCUCCGUGCUGGAGGACCGGAUGCUGCUGCCCCUGAGGCUUGCCUUCGGAGGCCGGCACUUCGAGGUGCCCCUGCAGCAGCUCUUUGCGCGGAGCCCCGCGGCCAGUGGCGGCGGCCAGGACGACGGCCCCGGCGCCGGGCGCUGCGCGCUGCGCAUCCGGCAGAAGGCCGAGGCUUUCCGGCGCGAGGCGGGCCCCAGAAGGCUGCACGGCGCCGGGGCCCUGGCGGACGGCGCUGCGGAGGGCGAGGACGACGAGCCGUGGAUCCUGGGCGGCGGCUUCCUGCGCCUCUUCGUGGCGGUGCUCGACUUCGGGACGGGGCGGCUCGGCAUCGCGGAGACGCCGGCCGUGGGAGGACCGGCGGUGCCAUGCCCCGCCGCUCGCGCCCGUCCCGUGGCCUUGGUCCGUGCCGGCGUCUCGCCCUAGUUUUCUGUCGAGCUGUUAUCCCCGCCUCCGCAGUGGGGGCAGAGCAAGACAAGAGCCCCGGAUCGCAUGCGUCGGCUCUGUGGCAGGCACCUCAGCUUGCAGGUGUCGGGGUUCAGCGCAAUCUGGGCUCGGCCAGAGCGCCCGAUCCUGCGGCAUCACGCAAAGCCAGCUUUUGGUUGAGCCGGACUUGGGGGCUGCUGGCGGCUCUGUAGGUGCCCUGGCACAUGUUGGCCGAGCCGUGUUUGCAAAGCACCCCCAAGAAAUGUAGCGCAGUUGUUUUUGUCUUGGCUGGGCCGGGCUUGCGCUGAGCCCAGGUAGUCCACGCCCGAAUAAUGUCGUACCAGCGGGGGCCCGAACUUCUUCUUCCCGCCCCCGUCAGUGCAUCGUCGGUGGAUAAGCGACGCGGUGCGAUUCGGAGGCUUGA